AUGCUUGUAAGUCAAAGUGAUGUUAGUAAUCUUUAUUCGCACACUUUUUCUUUAAUAUUUGUAGCUACUUCAUUAAUAGACAGUUUUAACAUAAAAUGUUACACUUGUUAUGAAGAAUCAUGUCCAAAGCCAUGGAAUCCAAACAAUAUCGAACAAGUAUCAUCACCGAGUGGUUGGUGCCUUACAUUUAGUAAAGAUAAUCAAACUAGUGAGUCCAUAUAUGCUCGAAAUUGGGCGUUAUCUGGCACAUGUACAGAAAGUAAAUGUGAAUGGCGUACAAAUUCCACUGGCAACUCAUUUUAUUUCUGUUGUUGCAAUACUGAUCUUUGUAAUGGAUCAGAUAGAGAAAUAACAACAACACCUACUAAUGGACAGAUACAAUUUAUUAGCAAUAUUUAUUUUGUCUUCAUAGGGUUUUUUACAGCCUUCAUAAUGACAAAAUCGUAA
This is a messenger RNA of Rotaria sordida, 447 nucleotides long. The record is from the annotation of a GenBank genome assembly. Lineage: Eukaryota; Metazoa; Rotifera; Eurotatoria; Philodinida; Philodinidae.